This is a messenger RNA of Aspergillus homomorphus CBS 101889, 771 nucleotides long. RefSeq names its product carbonic anhydrase. NCBI's taxonomy places the organism in Eukaryota, Fungi, Ascomycota, Eurotiomycetes, Eurotiales, Aspergillaceae. The coding region runs from base 1 to 771 and encodes 256 amino acids. Gene Ontology annotation, cellular component: cytoplasm. The transcript has a single exon. The record is from RefSeq and is a predicted model, not a curated record. Gene Ontology annotation, molecular function: carbonate dehydratase activity; zinc ion binding. Gene Ontology annotation, biological process: cellular response to carbon dioxide; carbon utilization; cellular response to oxidative stress.
AUGUCACAGCGUCUGGGAGCCAGCAUGUUGCGUUCUUCUUUUUCCCGCGUCAUGCGCCCCUCCUUCCAACCAGCCGCGGCUACCCGAUGCCUCUCAACCACCAGGCGACAGGCCUGUGCUAACACGCCUGCUUCCCCCUCAGAUCGCUUCAUGUCCGCCCUGCACCAGAACAAGAACUGGGCCGCGAAGAUUGCCAAGGAGGACCCCCAACUGUUCCCCACGCUCGCCGUAGGUCAGCAGCCCGAGAUCCUGUGGAUCGGGUGCUCCGACUCGCGAUGCCCUGAAACCACCCUGCUGGGCCUUAAGCCCGGCGACGUAUUCGUGCACCGCAACAUCGCCAACGUGCUGCACGCCAGCGACCUCAGUUCGUCGGCCGUGAUCGAAUACGCGGUCAAGCACCUGCGCGUCAAGCACGUAGUGGUGUGCGGCCACACCAGCUGCGGUGGCGUCGCAGCCGCGCUGGACAACAAGCAGCUGGGCAUCCUGGACCCGUGGCUCAUGCCGCUGCGCCAGCUGCGCGAGCAGCACCUGGAACUGCUCAAAUCCCUCUCCACCGACGAGGCCAACCUCAAGCUAGUCGAGCUGAACGUACACGAAGGUGUCAAGACGCUGAAGCAGAAGAGCGUCGUGCUGGACGCCAUCCAGGAGCGGGGCCUGCGCGUCCACGGCCUGAUCUAUGAUGUCGGCAGCGGCAUGCUCCGCGAGCUGGAUACCAACGAGCCCGAGGAGGCCAUCAAGGCGCGUCUCACUUCGUUCAAGACCGAUGUCUAG